AUGCUAGUCAAGUGGCUUUGUGGUUGUUCUAGAGAACCGAAAUCGAUACAUGACUUAAGCAUCUGCGCAAAAUGCCACCGGGUAUCUUGCAACUGGUGCCAAAAGCCGGAACUUCUAAUUAAAUACUGCCCUGGCUGCUAUAGUCUUAGUGAGUUUGAUGAUCAAAUACGAUGUACGAAAAGCUGUUUCGAGUGUCCUAGGUGCCAAAAUCAGAUCUCAAUUGCAGGCAAAAAGUCCAAAUCAAAUGCUAGACAAUUCCUAAUGAAAUGCCACGGCUGUGGAUGGACAUACGAAACUGCCGAUCUGGGUAAAACGCGAUCAUUGACAACAUAUGUUGAGACAUUGAGGGACACCCAGGAUUCCAAACAGACAAGGUUUCGAGAGCUGCAACAGUUUUACGAUACUAAACGUAAGUUACAAAAACUGGACUCUAGUAGCGAAUCUGGGCGCUUAGAGACUCUCGACAAACGUACUUCUCACAAUAUAGUGGAAAAGCUUGAUAGCGCUAAGCUUUUUGAGCUUAUAAACGAGGAGAUUCCCAUUCCGCUAGAUGAAAUGGAUUUGUCCGAGCCGCUUAGUUUGCCACAAGCUCGAGGUAUGCAUGCGAGAUAUAAUUACACAUGUUCUUCGUGUCACACAUGGCUAAGUAAGCGUCAUCCUGAUCCAAAGUCCUCGCGCUAUUUACUGGAAUCCUAUGCUGCUCUUCAAUUUCCGGAGCUAAAAGUUGUGCCGCUAUCUGCAAUUGUCCCAUCAAAGACAGACCCAGAAGACAUAGCCCUUGUGUUCAGUGCCAGUAAUCAGGCCAGGGAAUCUACUGAGGUUUCUCUAGUGGGAUCAGCUACAGUACAUAUACCUUUGCGUCAAUUUACUUUAAAAAUUUCCGGACCCUCUCUGCCCAUUCAAACGCCCGCUGACGAGCUAAGACAUUUCGCAACACUAAUACCUACAUACCAGCUGACUGGUAACAACUCCGUUCUUGAACAUGAAAGAGCUAGACGGUCCUCAAAAGGUUCUUCAAGUUUUGAGGUAGCUCCCAGUUGCUCAUCCUCAGGAAUCGUAGAUCAAGGAAAUGGUUGGGCAAUAAUACCUGUGCGUUUACUAGAGCCUUCAAAUACGCAUCAAAUCCAAAUAACAGUGGCCGUAAUGGAUGUUUAUGUCACAAUUCAAGCAAUUAUUUGCAAUUCGCCCUAA
Messenger RNA from Lachancea nothofagi CBS 11611, 1191 nucleotides. Lineage: Eukaryota; Fungi; Ascomycota; Saccharomycetes; Saccharomycetales; Saccharomycetaceae. The record is from the annotation of a GenBank genome assembly.